ACAAGUUGGUCGAGAGGGGGAUGAGCCAAACGCCAACCAUGAUGGCCGUGUGAAACCGCAGCUUGUUGACAGGCAGAUAAACAAGCAGUGCCCAACUCGACACCCACCCGCAAAAAACCCGAUUGCUCCCACGAGGAGCGAUGUCUCACCACAAGGAAAAAAGGAAAGGUGGACUGGGCGUCUUUCUUCACGUCCAAAAACCAGCACAAGCAGUCCACGUUACAAGCAGGCCUCCAAGCAGGCCUCCAAGAUUGCGACCUUGAGUCCGGAGACAGCCAGGACUCCUGUUCCUCCCUCUCAAGAUGGCAAAGGCUACAUCACGCCAACCGUACUGCAAAAAAUACUGGAUGCCCAAUCCAAGCAGUUCCAGACAUCACUAACAGAAAUGAAAAAAGAAAUCCACGAUAUCAGAGACCGGACAGCCCAUCUGGAAGU
Messenger RNA from Pelobates cultripes (western spadefoot toad), 435 nucleotides. The record is from the annotation of a GenBank genome assembly. Lineage: Eukaryota; Metazoa; Chordata; Amphibia; Anura; Pelobatidae.